This is a messenger RNA of Suillus plorans, 1361 nucleotides long. RefSeq lists its product as uncharacterized. Lineage: Eukaryota; Fungi; Basidiomycota; Agaricomycetes; Boletales; Suillaceae. The coding region runs from base 348 to 1118 and encodes 256 amino acids. The transcript is spliced from 16 exons. The record is from RefSeq and is a predicted model, not a curated record.
GUUAACUUAGCUUCUUUCAGUCUGCUUUCAUGUCAUGAUCACGUAUCAAAGCCGCGAAGAAACGUACAUCGGAAACGGCCGGGUUGAUCAAACCCUCCCUCUCUAAGGUGGCUGUGUGUUCCAAGCACUGAUGGUGUUUCAAACUUCAAAAACAGGAAUCAAGGACCGACACGAUGGGCACAUGCCUAAAUUGAGUACUCAUGGCUAUGUUCUCAGGCUCAGAUAAGAAAAGCUGUAUGGUGUGCGCGCGAAACGUGUUUCUUUGCCACUCGAACGAAAGCACCCUCGAUGGAACCUUCGGCUGAGGAUGUCCAAGUCUCAGCGGCCUGGAAUUUGCGUUACUUAGCAUGUGCAUGCCUUUACUUCACGAAGAGUGGACAUUCCUGCUUCAGUCACGCUGGACUAAGCUGAAAGCCCUUUAUAUCCUUGCACGAUAUAUCCCCUUCUUCUUCAUCGCCACGGACCUAUAUAUGGUCUUCACCCCGAUCGAGAACCCAGAUAAAUGCCGGAUGUUGAUCAAUAUUUACUCAUGUUUUGGAGUGAUAUCACUCACUUGCUCUGAAUGCUUUUUUGUGCUCAGAACAUAUGCGCUUUGGAACAAAAAUCGAAAUUUACUUGUAACGAUGACGUUCGCCCUUUUUUCUACCAUCAUAUUAUUCAUCGGUAUUUGGUUUACGAGUAUUGCUACCUCUGAUGUUACGACUAGCACGAUCCCAGGCAUUGUAGGCUGCUACCGAAGCUCGCGCAGUAUCUAUUUCUUCAUGCCGUUUCUUCUCUUGUUUAUGUUUGCACUGGGAUUGGCCUUCCUCACGCUCAUACGUGUCAUACAGAGCUGGCGGACAGCCAGGAGCCCUCUGCGUGCCAUCCUGGUGAAGCAUAAUAUGUUCUACUAUGCAUGUAGUUUAUUUCUCUCAGCCGCGAACGUCCUCAUACCAGUGCUGUUUUCCUAUGUUUCCGCAUAUUACUCCGUCCUCGAACAUUUGCAAGUCCUUGUCCUUGCGAUCCUAGCCACGCGCAUGCAUCUCAAACUUUGGCAUAGCGACCAGCACGUGCACGACUCUAAUGUCAUCUUAUAUAUUCCCAUGUCCAACAUGUCACCUACAGACUGUAUGGUAUAACGUCUUAUCAUGUGGCUUAUUUAACGUUGUUGGAUAAAGAAUUCGACGCAAGGAGAUAAACCGAGAUCUGAAUGGUAUGAUAGUGCUGGCAGCGCCGCGCCGUCACUUUCUCGUCCUUCAUAGACUCUAUCGGAAGUCUGUUUCAGCUCUCAGUCUGAACCGCCACCAUGAACUGCUAAACUUUUUCUUCAAUAUCACGUCGACCAGGGCAAGACUCGUGGUCAUUUAGACACUGCAAGCAAU